Messenger RNA from Anopheles funestus (African malaria mosquito), 12038 nucleotides. RefSeq names its product tyrosine-protein kinase Src42A (gene Src42A). Gene Ontology annotation, molecular function: signaling receptor binding; non-membrane spanning protein tyrosine kinase activity; ATP binding. The coding region runs from base 5305 to 8808 and encodes 1167 amino acids. The record is from RefSeq and is a predicted model, not a curated record. Lineage: Eukaryota; Metazoa; Arthropoda; Insecta; Diptera; Culicidae. Gene Ontology annotation, biological process: cell surface receptor protein tyrosine kinase signaling pathway; cell differentiation; protein phosphorylation. Gene Ontology annotation, cellular component: extrinsic component of cytoplasmic side of plasma membrane. The transcript has 3 exons.
CUAAAAAAAUAUUUCCUCCAUUGUUUUAUGCAUACCGUGUAAAGAUUUAAGCUUUCUAACUUGAAUUAUGAUCCACCUCAUUAUAAUAUUUAUAUCGAAAUAAAUUAUGACUCAUCAUCAUUAUGAUCUUUUCCCAAUGUGGAGCAAGUGUUAAUAUAAAAAAAAAACAAAUUACAAAAAUACGCCUCGAAGCGCAUCUUGUAUAGACAACCUGUGUGAUAGUAACCAACAGGUAUUGUAUUUAAUAAUACAAACAAGGAUAAGUGUAAGCAAUUUUUUUAAAUAAAUCAUAGCAUCUAAACAAUAUUUCACAUAAAACAAAUCAUACAAUUAGUUUGAGGAGCUUUCUACAAUUGCUCGCCGUGGCAUAUUUUUCCAUCGUGUAUCAUAUAAAAUGAGAAAAUAAUUCGUUAGCUAGGCGGCAAUUAUGGCUUCUGGUCUGAUUAAUGUCAAACAGUUUAAUUGAAGAAAAUCGAUAGAACAGGUUAACCUCCGUUCUCUCGAGUGAAUUGCCCACAACAACAACAAUCGAGUACACGCCCAAGGCUCUAUGGAAAAACAGUGCUGUAAUUGUAAGCCUAGACGAUCGAAAUCUAGUUAAAUAUUUGUUUUAAUCAGAAAAAUACAUAGUUCGAUAUUUGCGCCAGAUGAUUUCUAUUUACAACAAGUGCCACGCCACACGGGUUGGAAAAUCCGGGGUAAAAACCACAUGUGGCUGAUACAAUUCGUUUACGCAAAGAACUACCGCUUUUUUGCUUCUUUCUUUACGCACUGAAUAUGGCUUUUCGUCCCGAUGGCUGUUCGUUUUUCCACCACGAUGAUUACCGACCCCGACCUCGAUUAGUGAAUUUUGUUUUCCUGGAAAUGGUGUAUAAAAUGCAAACACUGUCGAAUGAACUGAGAGAGAACAAUGCGCUAAAACAGCUGACUCUGUGGCACACUUAUCGAUUUAGGGCGCGGUCAGCCCGGGAUGAAAUGGUCUACGUUCCGGUAGAAGGCAGGAUAUGUUCGUGGUGCAAAUUGGCACACCGUUUAUCAAAAAGCAUUUUGGAUUUCGAAUAGAAUUGGGUCACCAAAAUAUGGCCGAACACUCACAAUCACUUCGCCACUUCCCUUUUCACCCCUUUGUCAUAAAUCCGUUUAUGCUUUAACAACACUGUGUCUGCCUAAAAUUUACAUUUUAUGUGAAGCCGGUAGCGAUUCGUUCGUUUAUGGCUGUCGAAAAAGAAAAACACACGACGUCGAUAAGCGUCAUAAAAAAUUCUUUUCACUCGGAGAGCUGCUGUGAGAUCAUCUCGGUUGAUCGCGUACGGCUCAGGUGGGGCACAGCACUGUUGUUUGUUAUCAUUAAGUUCGAAAUAUUCUUUCCGUACGUGCCGGUUUGCGAGAAUUUUUACCCUUUAACAACACUCGCUAGUCUAGAUCCUGUGGGUUGGUACCGUUCAUGCUCGUUGUGCCAUUUUUGCACUGCAUUUUUCCGUCCACGCCUGACCUGACUGAAUCCGUUGCGUGGUGAAUCAUCGACGAGAAGAAUAGAGCAAAAGUGUGUUUGUUUUUUUCCCCGCUAGACGCGUGUGUUGUUUUGCUGUAUGUUCAUAUCAUGCCACUCGUUUCUGGUCGUUACUCCACCUAAUGGUGGUUUUAUACUCCCUUUUGCGUGUGUCAUGUUUGGGAUACAUUAAUUUGGUUCGUUUCGAAUUUUAGAAGCAAUAGAUUUUUACAGUUCAUUUGUGUGUGCUUCCCGUUCGGCGAUACAUUAAACGGGGUCUCGGUAGACCGCAAACAAGCAACAAAGAAGGAAGGAGUAGAGGGAGAACAAUCGAUCGUAUUUUUUUUUAAUGAUUACAUGCAAACUUGUACAUGUGGAUAUGGGCGAAAAACAAGACACGCGGGUAGCGAAGGUGGAAGCAUCUCGACCCGGUGAGCAUUAUUCAUUCCGAUCGCCAAAAUGACAUUGAAAAAAGGUAACGGAAGAUCGCAGCUUACGGUAUUUAGUUUUCAUUUUCGUGGGCUCGCAUAGUUCGUCUAGUUCGUUUGAGGGUUGGUUUUUUGGCUGUUGGGAGCUUCUUGUUUUUGGUUGACUGCUGAUGUUUGCUAAUUUGUUUGGUAAACGUUUGGCAUGAAGAAGGAGUUGUUUAGUGACAAGCAGCAGGUUUGUUACAGGAAGAAGAGUGUCUUGGUUUUUGUGUGUUGAUUUUAAUUCGUGAUUAUUUACACGCUUGGAAAGUUGCAAAUUAAUUAGGAGUAUAAAGAAGACACGUUUUGUUUUGUAUUUAUUUGGUUUAUUUCGCAAUAUUAUAGGAUAUUAUUGUUUUCAAAGGCUGGAAAAAGCCUUCUUCUUGGCCUAACGACCGUCAAGAUCGUUUCUGGCGCGAGAUUAGAUUUAAUUUUACCAUGUAGUCGGAUAGGCAGUCUUUGCUAAGGGGUGGGACGGGGUGACGAUUUAGAUGAGAUUUAUUUUUAUAGAAAAAGUAUUUAUUGGUAAUAAUAAACUUGACAGGAAUUGAAAUGACACUCUCGUGAGUGAUAUGACUCGUUCACGAGUGAGUGAGUAAAGAGUGAAAUGACUCUUUAAUGGCUUAUUGAGUCUAAAGUGGCCGUGAAGAGUCAUGGCUAGAAAGGGACUCUUUCAAGGGAUGUUUAACUCGUGAGUGAUAUAACUCUUACAUUAAAGAGUCUAAAGUUGCCGCAAAGAGUAUCGACUCUUUAGUGAAUGAAUUUAAAUCAUUAUUAAACGAAAUCUCUGUGAGUGAGUUACAUCGUAAACGAGAUUACUACUCUUUGUGGAGAUUCGAAUUAGUUCGCUCAUCAGAGAGAUUUAAUUCACUCAGUGAGCACAUCACUACUACAGAUCAGAUCAGAUAGCGAAAGUCUUCAAUACUUCAAUAUGGUGGCUUCAUUUGCUUUUCGCCGAAAAGGGAUGAUACGAUUUACAAUCAAUAUUGCCUAUGCCAAUGUAAAUGUUGUAUUGAUUGGGUGGCGUCAAUGGCCGUGCAAUUCCGUAACAUUUGUUACGUAUGACGUUACAAAUCGCUGUCAGUGACAUCAUUGCUUCACUUACCCAGUGAUUCGUGUUCCAAGAUUUUUUAGAUCCUGAUCGUGAGGAGUUUGUUUACACGAGCCUCUUUUCCAUGUAUGCAAAACGGAUGCGACGGCUCGUGCCGAAGCUGUGAUAAAUCUGUACAAAGUUGUACGAAAGGUGUAAACAAAUAUGAAAACUGAUGGACACAUGCGUAUUCCUAAUCUCAUUAUUGUUUUAGUUAGGGCUAAAUUUAUCUUCAAAUUAUUAUGUUUCCCUCAAUGUUCUUAAUCUAUUCUGCUGUUUUAAUGACAAACUAAACGAUAUCAAAAUUUUAAAAUAAUUUUCCCUUUUGUUUCUUUUCAGGUAAGUUGAACUGUUUAUUCGGAUUGAAAUAAUUUUUACAUACCAACUGUACGGGUAAGACGUUUUUUAAAUUAAAUAACCCGAAAAGUAAUUAAUCCCGGGUUUUUCUUCCAUAACUCUCAUCAAUUCAAUAUCAUUGUAACUUCGUUUGUUGUCUGAUCGUUGUGAGCAACAACUGAUUCGUCAUUUUAAAAAAUGUAUCGAAGGGCAGACUAAGGUCCCCCGAUGAAACUUCUUCCCAUGAUGCAAGUGGAAAUAGAAGCUGCAAACUGUACAGCGUGUAUCGAAUUUGCUUGUAAUGUGCAAAGGUUGUGAGAAAGAUCUGCUUUUUGCGUGCCAACCGUCCUUCAUCGGUUGGAAGCUGCUCAUCUUCGCAUGUAUCGAUCGUUUCGAUAGGCAAAGAACUUCCAGAGCUUUUGUGAAAAGCUUUCGUGAGUAGAGCUCGUUUUGCUCUCUGUUAACUAAAGUCAGCGAGAGUUAGUAAACCUGCAUCGCGCAUCUCGCGAUGAUAAAGUGCUUAGAGACCUCUUCGCGCAUACGAAUCCCCACAUCGGCCGAAGCGCAAACCGAUCGAUUGCCUUUCUCCCGGGCCGCUGCGAGAUUCGCACCGUACUCUCGCGCUCGCUUUUCGUUCGAGCUUUUGCGCCCCGAAUGCGCCCGUGGUGUGGCUCUCCUGUCGAAUACAAUUACCACCAACCCCCCCAGACAGAGCAAAUGACUAUAGGGGUGCAUGCGUGAGCGCCCGUUCCACUCAGUCAGUAUCGGAGGCGCGCUCAGUGAAGACGUAUGUCGUCUGCGUCGCGACAGUUUUACGGUUUUUCCCAACGCUCUCAAGUUCUCUUCACUCCCUCCCUUCGGUUUCCCGGUGACUGCAUUUAUGCGCUUUUGUUUGUUUUGUCUGUCGGAAUUGUACGAAUUUUCCAUCGCGGCAUCGCUUUCCAAGUACGCGCGAACCAUCGACAACCCUGUAACGUCCAAAACAGUGCCAACAAAUCUAAGUCAGUGUUAGUGUUUGUGAAUGUUUUUUUUUCGCUUCGUUUCUGUGUCUUCUUGUUGGUCUCAGUUUCUUCCAUAAUAAUACACCAAAAACCAAAAUUACAGUUCGUUUACUGGUUGCGUUCAUGUGACGGCUGAGCCCAUACCACAGCGUGGCUAUUUGCAACACCACCGUACCAGCGCUUUCCCACUUCGGUUCUUGCCACCCGUACCACCCCUUUCUCGGUUCGACCCAAGUUUUCGUUGCAAAGUUCGCGCAGUACGCAGCCAAACCGGGCGGGAGGGGCAUGUUUUGUGAGUUGCGCGCGUAACCCACAUUAACAUCCGGCCAAAAUCGGACAUUGUUUUGACGAAUGAGAAGAAAGUGCAGUGAUACAAUACUUAGCAAACGACGAUAAGCGACGAACCCCCGUGUUUUAAUGGUUAUUUUAUCUCCACCUGCCACACGGCCAUAGUGUAAAAGUACAAUCCUGAAGCAGCAACAGCAGCAUUCGUGAUACGCAUCCAGUAACCAUCUUGCCAUUAGCCGUAGUUCCUGCAAGGAAUUACCCGGUCGUUCCUAGGUGUUUGUGUGUGUACGUCGUGUGUUAGUGUGUAUUUUUUUUUAAAUUGAUCGUGUGCAAACAAAAAGAAACAGCAAGUUGAUUUUUCUCAACAUAAUUCCGUUCGAGCGGCUCGUAUCAACGGUGACCCAUUCCAAUGUGACUGAUUCGUUGAGUGCCAAUGCGGACCAAUCGAAGCUGGAUGAAAGAGUGUAAUUUUGCGUGGAAUAAAAGCGUGGCCACAGCGUAAAUCGUGAAAAGUGUAUAAACAAAACCUGCAAAAUACAGUGCGCGCGCAUUUGUGGCGGGGCGUAAAGCCCUUCGACGAUAACGAUUUUGGGUUGAAUUUAAAUUCUUUCUACAAACACACACACACACAUCAUGUCAGCGGUACCGGUCGUUUGGUGUUCCGAUCCGAACUCGUCGGAAAAGAAGCAACCGUUUGCGCUGCAGGGUAUCCAGCUGCAGGGCAACAUUACGGAGAAGCAUGUGCUCGCGAUGAAGGAAUUGAUCAAUGCUGCGUCGGAAGGUCGUCUGCUGCUACCUACCGAUGGUGCCAUUGUCCUGCUCGAUUGUGGGCUCAGUAUUGGCAGUAUGGUGAUCGAGGGUAAGGCGGGCAAAGAGGUUGCCGCGGCAUCCAGCAAGACUGCAGCAAACGCUAGUGACGGUGACGAUGACGCUGUCGGUAAUCAUAAAUCAAUUCUGCCGUACCGUUCUGCCGCGGCCAAUAAUUGUGUACCGUCGCCGGUCGACGGACGAGACUGUAAUAAUCAUAAUAGUAGCGAUGAGUCUGAUAGAAUAGCCACUAGUGAUAGGGAACGGCGGCUGGAAGCGACCGAGAAGCUGCGCGUCAUGCUCGAGCAGCAGCUGGACGGUGGGGACAUUGAUCCGGAUCAGCCAAAUGCAACGGUAUCUCAGCGGGUGCAGGGUGAGGAUGGGGGUGAAAGGAUGGAACGUGGUAAUGGUGAAGGUGAAACAAAUCUAGACGAUCGUUUGGGUGCUGUUGAGCGGGAGAUUGAUUUUCCAAUCGAAGUAGACGUUAAACAUUCGCGUCCAAAUGAGCUUAAUGUCGACGGCGUAGAGCAGGAGCAAGAAGAGGAGGAGGAAAGUGAAGAACCCGGCGCAGUAGAACGAAUGGGUUCAUCCCUAGGAGGGGCAGGGCCCGAACUCCUAUACGAAUUUUUGUGCUGUGCCAAAUGUAUGAACGAUCCAUCGUCUAGCUGCUCCAAUAUGCCGAGUCAUCGAACACGCAGCCUAACAGCGCUUAACAACAGCUCCAAGCUGCUGUCCCGGGUACUGAACGGUCGUGCAAAGGCACGGCUAUACUGCGAUCCGGUUUAUAGUAUUUCAAAUCUAUACUUUAAACGCUUCAUUAAUUACAAAAUCACCAAAAGUCGACGGCCGGUAAUACGCAAAACUUCAAGUCGAAGUGAUCGUUCGUCCGGUGGAGAUACUACUGCUGGCGGGUUCAGUACCUCACCCGAUGGUGGUGGUGGAGGUGUUAAAAAGAAGCAUUACGUCGAUGGGUCACCGGUGUACGCGACCGUUAACAAGAAGCUGAAGCUUAAAUCACGUCUGGACGCACUUCGACGUAGUGGUCACAUGGUGGAAGGUAGUCCCGGUGGUCGAAGAUUACGUGCAGAGCGUGGCAAUAGUAGUGGCGUUUCACGACAGAUGGGGAAAGGGCUUGGAGCGCAAGAUCCUAUACCGGAAGUUGCCAAUCCAUUGCCGGAAAUCUUCAUCACCGGAACGUCCGGAUCGUCGACAAAACCGCUGGGUAGCUCCAGUAGAAAGACAAGCUUCGACUCCACCUGUACGGUUAGUUCGAUGGAUUCGGGCUUUAUUGAUCAGCAGCAGCGUCAGCAGCUUAAGCAGCAGCUACAGCAGUUACAGCAGCUGAAAGUAUGUCCCGGCGCCGCAGAGGAACAAUCGCCGGCAGGCAUUGGUGCCAGUGAACAGGAGGAAGACGAUGGUAGCGAUCGGCUGAAUGAUCUGUCCCGUGUGCAGAUCAAAGAGUGUCUAGUGACGCAAUCGCGCAAUCGGCGCAAAUCAUACGAAGAGUUUAAGUCACUGUUUCGGCAGGAAGUAACACCGGCAACUGAUGCUGUUGGACACGCUGGACGCACCAACAACACGGCCGGGUUGCCACUGCCGAGCGUGGACGAGAAGGAAAGCGUUAAGGCAAGACGCAAGUCAUACGAAGAGUUCAAGGCGUUAGUCAAAAUUUGUGAUACUAGCUUUAGCAGUUUAAAAUCGACGGCAGAGGAGGAGCCGGAAAAGGAGGAACAGAAAGAGGAUGGAACACGUGAGCAGGACCCGAGGACACGACGAUCGGCAACGUUGCCCGCAUCUCCAACCACCAACAACAGCUCCGUCGGGAAUCUUUUCAAAAUGAAGCGUAAAAAUUCGCGACGUCUCAGCUUGAAGAAACCUUCCACGGUUGGAGGCACGGGAGGUGAUAUCCAACGGUCAGAGUCAGGUCGGGAGGUGAUGGUGAGGGGUAGCACCAUUUAUGACAUUCUUCGUAGCGAUCGGAAACCUUCCGUGCCGAGUCCACUGAUCAAGGAUCUCGGACCGCUAGCGCUCACCCGAACGGCGGAUGAAAUCUAUCGUAAAAACUAUAAAAUCUACGACAAGCUGAUCUCGUACGGUAGCAAAGCUUACAAGCGAUACGACAAGUACAUGACGUACGGUACAAUCUACGAGAUUCUGCAUCGCAAGUCAGACGCUGCCGAGGAUGUGUUUCUGCGCAAGCGUGCCCUUUCGGAGAAGUACGCCAAACGCAAGGUCGGUACGGCGUCCCACUACGGUUCGGUAAAGUUGGGUACGAUCUACGAUAUUUUGCAAGGCAAACAUCAGCAACUACAGAUCGAUUCCAGCUUGCGGAAAAAAUCGGCACCCGGUCCGGAUGAAUUACCGCCGGCAACACUUUCCACGAUUUACGACAUCAUACACUCGAAAAAAGCUGCGGAUCCUUCAUCGCCUAAAGAUAAGACAGGCAAGAAUCGAUUUUUGGUGAAGAAAAUCACUGAAGAGGAGUUACACUUAAGUAACGAAAAUAACCGUAACGAGCUUAACUUGACAUCCGGACCAGUUCCUACGAAAGGUGUGCUGGAUGCGAAUAGCUCACCGAAGACUUCCGAUACUGCAGCUGACAGUGGUCCACCUUCUCCCGACUAUACGACUCCCAAAUCGGUUGGACAGGCAAGAAAACCUGCCCGUACGCGACGCUUCUCGAACAUUCUCUCGUACAGUUCGCAUACAACUUCACCUAAAGCGUCGAGUGUGACGACCAACCUCACACCGCCCACCAUUGAAGAACCUCGCCUCGACAGUCCCCGUUUAAAGCAGAUAGCGGCUAGUGAUGAGGAUCUGUACAAAAGUGCCACGGCAAAGUUGCGUGCCGCUCAGCAGCAGGUUCAGCGCCAUCAACUCUCCGUGGAUGAGCUCUACGCGCGGAUCGGUAAGCUGCGAAAAUCAGCCACCGUUUCGUCGGCACUUUGCACCAAAAUUGAUGAAGUUAUCGGUGAAGGUGGCGAAAACUUGGCAGACCCGGUUAAAGUGUUGGAACCACUGCAACCUACCCGUGCGCGGCAUCAUCUGAAUGUGCCCGAGCGACGAGAGCUUGGCCCGGCGGAUGAAAUUCAACCUGGGACGAUUUUUAAAUCCAACUCGCUGGAUAUGCUCGCACCCAAGAAGCUGUCAAGAACGGCACGUUGGAGUAAGCAUAUGCACGAUGCGGCAAAUGGGUUGAGCGGUCCCAUUCGCAAACUAUCGCCAUUGAUCAUGCCGAUGAAAAAGGGUGGCGGAAUAGGCGAUCAAAAAAAGAGUACGCGACGGUUGUCCGAGUUUACGCGGGGUGAAUUUCUCAACGAGAAACCGUAAGUUUGACAUUCUUUGUCAUCCCUUGUGUAUACAUUCAAUGUGGCUCUAUCGGGUAAGCUUAACUAAACGCAACUCUCUCUAGGAAGAAAUAUAAAACGACAUCAAAGCGAUGACUCGUUCUUCUGGCCGUCUUAACUCACCAUUAACAUCUGUACACAUCAGUCUAACAUCUGUCAGGUGCCGUCAAGAUGGCAAUGUAGGACAACUGCACCAACUUUCCAUAAUGUGACCAUCGCGAAGCGCCGAACGCACACCUCUUGAGUGGCUUUGGGUGGUCGUCUAAAAAUAUCCACCCCGGGCAGCGCAUUUCUCGAUAUGGAUCGGAACUUUGAAAAUCUAAACUGUCUGUCCCUUUAAGCAUAAAAGCCGAUCGAUCACACGGCCAGUUUCCGUCGUCAUCACACCACAAAAACGGUGCAUUUCUUGUGCGCACCUUCGCACCGACGUGUGUGUGAUUUGCAGAAUUUGCUUUCCAUUCUGGCUAAAAAUAGUUUUCGCAGCAGUGUUCGAAGAUGGACCUUGUGCCGCAGGUCUAACGAGCAACAAGGCGUGUUUCAGGGCCACACGGGGCAUAUGAUGGUAAUUAGAAAUGGCAUGCACUGAUCCGCACACCAACCAGGAUGUUAGGAUGAGGAAGCAUUUCUAUUGCGCUUUGAUGGGAGGUGGGAAAAAAAGGGAAAAUAACUACAGGAGUGUGUUGCAAAAGAUCGAUGUUAAAGAAACGGGCGCUUGUUUAUGACGAAGUGUACCACGUUUUUCUCCACACGUCAGCUGUGCGGGAUGGGAACAACAAAUUAUUGUGGAAGUGCGCCCUUAUGCGCGAACCAGCUCCUGCCGCGUCUUUUAUCCAACCCCAAAACGGUUGGCCUUCUUCUUCUGCUUGCUGUACCGAUCGACGUGGCUAAUCUUUCAUUUAAUGGGCAUAAUUCUCCGUAGCUGAAGAGGAGACUCAUUGCACAGCACGGACAAAGAAGGCGUGAAGGUGUCUUGUCCCGUACAGUCUCGAGUACACGGAGGGAGGGAGAGGUGUUGCAAGGUAAAAUUAAAAUCCCAGAGAAAGAGAAGGCACAUCUGUCACUGUGGCUGACUCCCGGUCUGGCGACUGUGUCCGUGGUUGCGCGCCAUCACCAGUAGACUGUGAUGGUGAAGAUAAAACAGUUUAAUUAUCCGCAACGAUAAACAUGCAGUUAUCCAGCCCGCCCCACCAAUUCCCUCUUUCCUCCGUUACGCUUCAGUGCAUAUGUCACUUCUAUGCACCUCAUUUCCUGCCGAGCGCUUAUCAUCCGACGAUUUGCUGCAUUUUAAUUAGAAAAAUACAUCGCUAAAAAUAGCUAGCCCCCCGGGGGCAAGUGAUCGGGAUGCUUCUCAGUCUGCACAACCUUUCUCCAGCUGAAUGGAGAUCCCCGCACAAGCGAUCCGAGACGGACUUUGAGGGAUCAUGGUGGUCGUAGAUCGAUUUGUUGUGAAGCGUUCGAUCGAAACCUGAGCGGCGCCCCUAUCAGUUGGCGCCCUCUCUAGUUCGCGUGCGCCCGUGCAGAAGGAGAGAAAAGGGGAAGAUAUUAUUAGUUAUCUAUUGCAUAUUUAUCGACCAUCGGCGUUGGUUUUUUUAUGUGUCUAUGCGUGGUCCGGUUUCGGACGAUACAAGUUACUCCCGUUUUCUUCGAACGCUUCGGAACAACCCUCCCGUCCGAUUGUUGACGGGGCUGAUGAUUGACGAGAUGGGAGGGAACACAUCGUCUCGUCUGGGCACAUUCUUCUUUUUGCAAACAAUUUUCACUAAACAUUGCUGGUAGUUGCUUUGGAGCUUUAAAAUAUGCUCAAACGGUGCAUUCCUCUGAGUAGUGAUUUGAAAAAAAAACUCAUGUGAAAAUGGAAAUUGAUGUGUGUAUGCACCGUGCCAUUGCGGAUGUGAAGCGAAUGACCUGUUACAGUUUAAGGCAGACUAAACAAAAGCUGAAGGUUGAUAGAAAUUAUAUUUCUAUUCACAUUAUUAUGAACAGGAUAUUCAUCAUUAUUCUAGCAUUAUUGUAAUUAAAUAAUCUAGUAGAUUUUGUUUUUUUUUGUUAUUACAAAAAUCAAGAAAUUAGUCCAAUGCGAUCUUUAAAAAAAAACAGAAAAAUGAAAUUCAUUGCUCGAUAUUUGCGCGAUUGUAUGACAGAUAUUUUCGACGAACUUACGAGAUUUCCCCUGAUUUAAAUUCAUUUUUAUGCGUUUAUCGUUCAUUACAUGAGUCAUUAGUGUUAUUCACUCUACCUUCAUUUGGCCGUUUUUGCUUGUCAAUAUUGCUAGCUACAAUUUAGUUUGAAAAUCUGUCCUAGUAGAAAAGAAUGAUGGCUUUAAUUCUGAUCGUGAUGAUCGUGAAAAUGAUCUUUAUAGAUACAAUUUGUUUUGUAUGGAACGUCUCCAAUUACUCAUUGAGGAAAUAGAAGCGAUCGCUUGUAAAUAUAUUUAUAGGAGUACAAAUAUGAGAUUAGCAGUUUCUAUUUCAUGUUAUAGCCGUUGCCUGGAAGUAUCAAUAAUGUGGAUUUGGUUCACUACAAAGUAUCGUCCAUCAGAAAUAGCGCCAAGAUCUUAAGAUUGAAGCAUUCUAUGCUAAAGUAUGAUCGACCUCAAUAACGGUAGCUGCAUGUGUCUUUAAAUAAAAAGGACUCGUAACAGAAGAGUUUUGACAUCUCAUGAAAUAGUAACGAAGAAUAAAAUGACAGUUAGGUAUCGAUAUUGAAGAAUGACUAAACCGAACAUAGAUAAACAUCUAGUCCAUAUUGACAGUUAGGCCUCUGAUUAUAACAUAAAUUUACAUAGGAGGAAAUAUUCUUUCACUUUAACAGAAGCAUCAUUUGUGUGAAUAUUGCUAUUCCACAGUACAGUUUGUCCUGAAUAAUAUCUCACCAAGAAUGCCUAAGUGUCAGAAAUAAUCAUGUCCAUGUCAGAACAGACUACUUUGAGAUCUCAUUACUCAAUUAAAGGCUAUUAACUAUUGAGUAAUUGUGAAUAUUUUGACAGUAUCUAUCAUUAAAAUAGUUCUUUGGUUUGACUGCAGAGGGCGCCAUUAAAAAGAAAUAUUGGCCAUAUUUUUCAGUCGCAAACCGCGGAUUUAUUCUGAAAUAAUGUUCCGAUGUUUGAUACAUCGCAAGAGAUUUAUUGAAGACUUUUUUGUCACAAUCCUAUUUUAAAUGUGACAAGACUAUUAUCCGAAAAACAUUGAAACCCCAAGAAUUGAACUUUUUUUU